Messenger RNA from Phragmites australis (common reed), 941 nucleotides. RefSeq lists its product as uncharacterized. Bases 307 to 750 code for a protein of 147 amino acids. Lineage: Eukaryota; Viridiplantae; Streptophyta; Magnoliopsida; Poales; Poaceae. The transcript has a single exon. The record is from RefSeq and is a predicted model, not a curated record.
AAACAAAGACCGUGUAGCUAGGGAAAUAUGAUGGGAUCCUUCCUCUACCUAUCCUUCUCCUCCAUGACUUGUAUAUAAGCCUCGUCCUCGCAUCUCCUGUUAAUUGCCGCCAUUCGUCUUGACAAGAAGAAGAAGAGGAGAGGAGAGGAGAGGAGAGGAGAGGAGAGGAGAAGAAGAGGAGGAGAGGAGAGGAGAGGAGAGGAAGAGAAGAAGGGGAGAGGAGAGGAGAGGAGAGGAGAAGCUAGUGUGAUUAGUAGCGAGCGAGAGGUGGUUGAUUCAACAAGGUGUGAUUCUGUAGCUGUUAGCAUGAGCCGAGGGGGCAGCGGCAAGCUCCACCUGCACGUGAGCUGGCUAUGGCGGGCGCCUCGGCGCGCGCUGGGCGCCGCGCGGGACCUGUACGUGCGCAGCCUCACGGCCUGCGCCGGCCACCUCCCGGCGGAUGCCGCCUUCGGCUACCCGACCUUCGCCUGCAGCGCCGACAGCUUCGCCUCCUCGUCGCGCCGCUCCUCCGACGUCGACGACGACCUGCGGGAGCUCAUACGCGCCGCGUCGCAGAGGCGCGCGGCUGCCGAGGCGGCGCACCCCGCGGCCGUGUCCAGGAGCCAGAGCGUGGCCAUGGCGAGGAUCGACGAGGACCGCCCGUGCGAGUUCGGCGGAGAGGUGGUGCUGUUCCCCAGGAGCCGGAGCUGCGCCGUCGGGGCCGGCCGGCUCGCCGGACGGAGGGGCAGGAUAGCCGCUCUGCCCGCCUGAUCCUUUCCUUGUGAACACAGCAUUGUUUAUAUUCGUAUCAGCGUUCAUGCUUCAUACUCUAUUCUUUUCUCAGUUUUUUUUUUGGCUGUAGAAUUUUGCAGCUGUGCUCGGUGGCAGCGUAGCCAUGUCGUCAUCCAAAAUUAUUACUAAAUAUAACUAAUAUGAAUAGUAAAUAAACAGUAAAUUUUAAA